Corythoichthys intestinalis (scribbled pipefish) is the source of this 9480-nucleotide messenger RNA. RefSeq names its product inositol-trisphosphate 3-kinase A (gene itpka). Lineage: Eukaryota; Metazoa; Chordata; Actinopteri; Syngnathiformes; Syngnathidae. The coding region runs from base 112 to 732 and encodes 206 amino acids. The transcript has 4 exons. Gene Ontology annotation, molecular function: inositol-1,4,5-trisphosphate 3-kinase activity; inositol tetrakisphosphate kinase activity. Gene Ontology annotation, cellular component: nucleus; cytoplasm. The record is from RefSeq and is a predicted model, not a curated record. Gene Ontology annotation, biological process: inositol phosphate biosynthetic process.
UGCUUGUUUAUGAGCCCGUCUAACAAAACAUCACUAGCCUUGUCAAUAACCCAGGGAGUGCAAGUCAUGUGCGCCCUAAAUGUAAACAUCCUCGGCUGUUUAUUUUCCUAAAUGCCGACGGCGUGUAAACACGCUCCUCACGCUUGCAGAACCUACUUGGAGGACGAACUGGUUCGCGCACGGGAGCGGCCCAAGCCCAGGGAGGACCUUUACAACAAGAUGGUGGAGGUGGAUAAAGAAGGCCCGACUGCCCAGGAACACGCUCAACGUGGAGUCACCAAACCUCGCUACAUGCAGUGGAGGGAAAGCAUGAGCUCCAGCAGCACCAUGGGCUUCAGGAUAGAUGGCAUCAAGAAAUGUGACGGCACCUGUCGUACCGACUUCAAGAAAACCAGGUCGGAGCAGGAUGUCAUGGAGGAGUUCAAGGGCUUCGUCGAAGGCGACGUCAACUUUAUAAAGUCUUACCUGACAAGACUGCUGGCGAUCCAACAGGCGCUGAAAACAUCAGAAUUCUUCAAGCAACAUGAGGUCAUCGGCAGCUCUCUGCUUUUCAUCCACGACCACACGGGAAAAGCUCAGGUGUGGAUCAUUGACUUUGGCAAAACCACCGCGUUGCCGGAGGGCCACGUGUUGAAGCAUGACGUUGAUUGGCGAGAGGGCAACCGCGAGGAUGGUUACCUUUUGGGUCUGCAGAAUCUCAUUCGCAUCAUGGAGGUUAUGAGCAGUCAAUGACUGUGGUCAUGCAAGUGGGGGAAAGGUCGCCGGGCUUUUAAUCAGCAAGGUUUUUAUGCGGAGGAAAACAGGCGUGCACACUGUGUGGACAGAAUUAUUGGGACACCUGGACAUUACUUAUCAGAGACAUUUUAUGGACGUUUGCAUUAGGGUUUAAUAAGAUGAAAAACUAGAAACGGCAAUUUCUGGAGAAACUAGAUGAGGCUUUGCUGUGGUAUGUACGGAUCUGUCAGGUUACUUCCUGUUGAUUCGGGGAAAUUUCGGGGACACAUCCUGUUGAUAUCAGGUCAUUUCAAGCCAUUUCAAUGGCAUCGACUUACUUGGGCGCCAGUUAAAUGUCAAUAGGCUGUAAUGGUAAGUUUUGGUAAAAAAAAAAUCACAACCACGCAGGUUUUUCUGCCAUUGAAAAUGAAUCAGAAAUUUAAAAUUAAUUAUGGAAAAUUUUGACGUACAUGGCUGCCAAUGGCAUGGACUAGCAUGGCUGUCAAUGGCAUGGACUUACUUGGGCGCUAGUUAAAUGUCAAUAGGCUGUAAUGGUAAGUUUUGGUAAAAAAAAAUCACAACCACGCAGGUUUUUCUGCCAUUGAAAAUGAAUCAGAAAUGUAAAAUUAUGGAAAAUUUUGACGUACAUGGCUGCCAAUGGCAUGGACUUGCUUGGGCGCUAGUUUUAUGUCAAUGGGCAGUCAUGGUAAAUGGUUAGAAAUCACAAGGACCUAAGAUUUCCUGCCAUUGAAAAUCAAUGGGAAAUUUGGACGUACAUGGAUGUCUAAGGCAUCCCUUUAGAAAUGAAUGAGACUGUUUUUGGCGACUAUUGGUGGAAUCGUAUGUUUUGGCCAAAUUCUGUAUAGAACUAUUAUGCCCCUUACCAUCCUGGAAUUUUUUAUGUGCAAAUUAUGCGAUUUGGUCAAAACAGAUAUAUCUAAAAAAAAAUUCUGCCAUUGAAAAUUAAUGGGAAAUUUGGACGUACAUGGCCAUCAAUGGCUUUCAAUGGCAUGGACUUGGGCGCCAGUUUAAUGUCAAUAGGUAGUCAUGGUAAAUGGUCAAAAAUCACAAGGACCUAAGAUUUUCUGCCGUUGAAAAUGAAUGGGAAAUUUGGACGUGCAUAGCUGUCAAUGGCAUGGACUUACUUGGGCGCCAGUUUAAUGACAAUGGGCAGUUAUGGUAAAUGGUCAAAAAUCUCAAGGACCUAUGUUUUCCUGCCAUUGAAAAUGAAUCAGAAAUUUAAAAAUUAAUUAUGGGAAAUUUGGACGUACAUGGCCGUCAAUGGCAUGGACUUACUUGGGCGCCAGUUUUAUGUCAAUGAGCAGUCACGGUAUAUUGUCAUAAAUCACAAAGACCUAAGAUUUCUUGCCAUUGAAAAUGAAUGGGAAAUUUGGACGUAGAUGGCUGUCAAUGGCAUCCCAUUGGAAAUGAAUAGGACCGUUUUUGGCGAAUUUUGUGGGAAUCGUACAUUUUGGCUAAAUUUUGUAUAUAACUUUUAUACUUACCUUACCGUCCUGGAAUUUUUGAUUUGCAAAUUAUGUGAUUCGGUCAAACAUGGAUACAUUUUUGAAAGAAAAAAAAAACGGCAUUUACGGGUGAAGGAAAAUUUUUCCACACAGGUUUUUCUGUAAUUGAAAAUGAAUGGGAAAUAUGGACGUACAUGCCCGUCAAUGGCAUGGGCUCACUCGGGUGCCAGUUUAAUGACAAUGGGCAGUCAUGGUAAAUGGUCAAAAAUCACAAGGACCCUAAGAUUAUCUGCCAUUGAAAAAUGAAUGGGAAAUUUGGACGUACAUGGCUGUCAAUGGCAUCCCAUUAGAAAUGAAUGGAACAUUUUUGCAAAAUUGGAAUUUUACUAUUUGGGCCUUUGCCUCGCAAAACCGCUUCUAAUUACGAUUCAGGAAACAAUUUAGAUCGCCCUAGUAACAUCCGGUGUGUCUCAGUACUUUUGUACACAUGCUUUACAUAUACCGUAAUCCUGGCCUCAGGCUUUUACAUUGAUCUAAGUGAGCUAUUUAUGUAAAUUGCCACAAAGCUUCCUGAGAACUAACAGGAAAAAAGGAAUACAGUAUAAACAUUUACUGUUAGUUUGAAUAGGAUUCAUCCAUAUCCGAAUGUUUGUCCUCUGUCACAUGGUCACGACACUUGUUUUUGAGAGGAUUUUCCAGGCUUUUCCAAAAGAUAUCUCAAAUUUGGCAGACCUAGAAUUUUAAAGGGAACCACGGAUAGAAAGACUUGUAGUUCCUAAAAGUUAAAUGCUAGUAUGAGUUAUAAUAAUUUGAUAUUCCAACCUCUCUUAAAGUUUUUGUUUUUACACAAUUUGACGAUACUUCACAAAGCGAGCAGAAAAAGCAAUUAAAUAAAAGUCUCCAGAGGUAAUCAAACCCAAAUUUCCCGUGCGAAAGACGAGAGCGUCGACAAAUGAAAAAAAAAAAAGAGGCAAUGACGCAACUAACAAUGAAGGGAUAUACAAACUUUUAAAUGGCAGCAAGUCAAUUUCUUGGCAAGCCGCCUAGGAUCGGUUUAAAAUCACCGCUGAUGAGCUGGAAUUGGAUGCAGGUACGACGUCGGGAACUCAUCCCACAGCUCUGUAACAAAACAAUCUGACCAGCAGCAGAAUGACAAAAUCAUGCCAGUCGUCAUACUAGCUUCGCUUGCUACUUAGCACAGCUAUUCUCCCAGUCCAGCCCAACCGCGUCAACACCCCAGUAUCCAUUGGAGAGACAGCGAGAACCAAAAGUUGUAUUUGCCAUGUUGUAAAAUGGAUUUUGCCAUGUGGCAUUUUUUUUUUAGAUGUGGCAAAAUGGAUUUUGGCAUGUGGGUUUUUUUUUUUUUUUUUUUUUUUUGCUGUGUGGCAGUAUUUUGCCAUGUGGUUAAAUGGAUUUUGCCAUGUUGCUUUUUUUGCCAUGUGGCAAAAUUGAUUUUCUCUUGUAGCAAUUUUUUUGUCAUGUGGCAUUUUUUUGCCAUGUGGCAAAUUUGAUUUUCCCAUGUGGCUUUUUUUGCCAUGUUGCAAAAUGGAUUUUGCCAUGUGGCAUUUUUUCUUUGCUAUGUGGCUUUUUUUUUUUUUUGCCAUGUGGCAAAAUUGAUUUUCCCAUGUGGCAAAAUGUAUUUUUACAUGUGGCAUUUUUUCUUGGCAAAAUGGAUUUUGGUUUGUGGCUUUUUUUUUGCUGUGUGGCAGUAUUUUGCCAUGUGGUAAAACCGAUUUUGCCAUGUGGCAUUUUUUUGCCAUGUGGCAAAAUUAAUUUUGCCAUGUUGCUUUUUUUUGCUAUGUGGCAAAAUUGAUUUUCUCAUGUGGCAUUUUUUUUGCCAUGUGGCAUUUUUUUGCCAUGUGGCAAAUUUGAUUUUGCCAUGUGGCUUUUUUUGUCAUGUUGCAAAACGGAUUUUGCCAUGUGGCAUUUUUUUGCCAUGUGGCAAAAUUGAUUUUCUCAUGUGGCAUUUUUUUUGCCAUGUGGCAUUUUUUUGCCGUGUGGCAAAUUUGAUUUUGCCAUGUGGCUUUUUUUGCCAUGUUGCAAAAUGGAUUUUGCCAUGUAGCAUUUUUUCUUUGCUAUGUGGUUUUUUUUUUUUGCCAUGUGGCAAAUUUGAUUUUCCCACGUGGCAAAUGUAUUUUUACAUGUGGCAUUUUUUCUUGGUGUGUGGCAAAAUGGAUUUUGGUGUGUGGCAUAUUUUUUUUGUGUGUGGCAUUUUUUGGAGUCUAUAGCACAGGUGUCAAACCGAUUCCAGAAAGGGCCAAGUGGGUGCAGGUUUGCUUUCCAACCAAUGAAGAGGACACCUUUUCACCAAUCAGAUCUUUUACAUGUGUAAUCAGUUAAACUUUGUCAGGUGCUGCUUGUUUCUGUAGGAAGUUCAUUGGUUAAACUCUCUGCAUGGUAUCGGUUGGAACAAAAUCCAGCACCCACUUGGCCCUUUCUGGAAUUGGUUUGACACCUGUGGUCUAUAGCAUUUUUGCGGGCCAUGCACGUCCGUGCCAUUAACAGCUAUGCACGUCCAAAUUUUCCAUUCAUUUUAAAUGGCAGAACAACGUGUGGCUGUGAUUUUUGACUAUACAAUUAUCAUUACAGCGCAUUGACAUUCAACUGUCACCCAAAUCAGGCUACGCCAUUGACGUAUGUGCACGUCCAAAUGUUCCAUUCAUUUUGAAUGGCUGAAAAACGUGUGGUUGAUUUUUGACCAUACACUUUACAUUACAGCGCAUCCAUUUUGCCACAUACAAAAAAAAAAUGCCACAUGUCAAAAUACAUUUUGCCACAUGGCAAAAAAAAAUGCCACAUGGCAAAAUAAAUUUUGCCACAUGGCAAAUACCACUUUUCGUUCUCGGCCCUGCUGGUCCAUUGCACGCGUAAACCAUGACGCCCUCCGUAGGUCAGAGCAUGCUAAAUAUUAUAAAUUUUCAAAUCAAUGGCAAUAUUUUAUGUGUUUUAAUAACAUAUUUUAGUAAAAGAGAACAAUUGUAGCUAAUUAGAGUCUACAAAUCUUUAAAUCCGAGGUUCCCUUUAAGGAAAAGAGAAACGACUAGGUUCGUGAAUUCGACUCAAGAGGAAAUUACACUUUGUAUCGCAAACCGUAUCGUAUCAUGAGGUACAAAGAGGUUCCCAUCCUUAGUCCUGUGCAGGUUACUUAUGAAUGAAUGCCGUUUUCGUGUCAAAUUUGGUGGGUGGCGGCUUAUAGUCCGAAAACUAUGGUACUCUCUAGCUAUCAUACAUUACUCACCAAAAUGUGAUGCCGAGGUCAGGUUAGUAAAGAAUGCUCUUUAUAUGAGUCUAAAUGUGAAAUGUGAUUCUGCAACCGCUCAAUACAGGAGUGGAUAUAUUUUAGUGGGAAGCGGUUACUAGUACCUAGCUGUUUUUUUUUUUUCCAAUUAUACAGUAUAUAAAACAUCAACAUAAUUAUUUUACAAAGCUUUGAAUACAUUGAUGGGUUUGUUUGGUGUGUUAUUUAAGUAACAAUAAUCAAAGAGGUCCUUGGAUUUAUUUGGACAGCUGUGCUUUAAAUGAAGAGCUGGCUAGUCAUUUUUGAAUGAAAUCAUCUGAAUAUUUAUCCAUUUAAAAAUCCUUAUUAUGUACACUUUUCUACAGAGCACCUAAAGGGACAUCGACAGAAAUAAAAUAAAUUUAAGAAAUCUAUUUGGUAAACAUGAGCAUUUUCUUGCAUUUAAGCUAGCGGACUUUCGCUAUACAAGUUAGCCAAUUGCCACAAAAAUUAUAGUCAAUUGCAACAAUUGGCUAACUUGCAUAGGAAAAGUCCGCGAACUUAAAUGCUAUAUCAUGCUAAUGUUCACCUGAUAAUUUCUGCCACAAAUUGCCAAUUGUUGCAUUGUUGCAAUUGGCUAACUCGAAUAGCAAAAGUCCACUAGCUUAAAUGCUGUAUAAUGCUAUUGUUUACAACAAUUGGCUAAUAUACAUAGCAAAAGUCCGCUAGCUUAAAUGCUAUAUAAUUCUAAUGUUUAAAACAAUUCUCUAACUUGCAUAGCAAAAGUCUGCUAGCUCAAAUGCUAUAUAAUGCUAAUGUUUACAAUAAUUGGUUAACUUUUAUAGCAAAUGUUUGCAAGCUUAAAUGCUAUAUCCUGCUAAUAUUCACCAAAUAGCUUCUGGUGCGCACUACAAACAAUCUGGUGCGCACCACAAAUUGCCAAUUGUUGCAUUGUUGCAAUUGGCUAACUUGCAUAGCAAAUGUCCGCUAGCUUAAAUGCUAACUUGCACAGCAAAAAUCCGCUAACUUACAAUGCUGAUGUUUACCAGAUAAUUUCUGGUGCGCCCAAGACACAAAGUGGGCCGCACCAGCUUGCUUAAAUUUAUUUUAUUUCUGUCGAUGCCCUUUUUAGGGGCUCCAUACCUUUCAAAGAAUUUCAUAUGGGGCUAUAUUUAUGACUGGGUUCAUGUCAGACUUUAGAAUUGAAAAUGUGAUGAAUUUCUUUUUUUUUUUCACAUGAGGAAGCUGACGUUUUUGACAAGAGAGCAUGUUAAAAACCUCAACAUGCUGGCUUUGUACAAAAUAUGUAUGCUUUCACUGCUGGCCAUAAGUAUUGGCACUCCUGCAACUCUGUCAGAUAAUGCUCAAUUUCUCCCAGGAAAGGACUGCAAUUACAAAUGCUUUGGUAGUAAUAUCUUCAUUGAUUUUGCUUGCAAUGAAAAAAUACAAACGAGAAUAGGGAAAAAAAUGAAAUCAUGAUAAUUUUACACAAAACCCCAAAAAAUGUAUUGGCACCCUAUGAAAAAUCAUGUGAUGCUUCUCUAAUUUGUGUAAUUAACAGCACUUGUUACUUAACUUUGGCACAUAACAGGUGGUGGCAAUAACUAAAUAUCACUUGGAGCCAGUUAAAGGGGAUUAAAGUUGACUCUACCUCUGUCCUGUAUCCUUGUACCACAAUGAGCAUGGAGAAAAGAAAGAAGACCACAAAACUGUCUGAGGACUUCAGAAGCAAAAUUGUGAGGAAGCAAGUGUUAUCAAUAAGUGUAAAGCCCUUGACGCUGUGGCUAACCUCCCUAGAUGUUGACGGAAAAGAAAAAUUGAUGAGAGAUUUCAGCGAAAGACUGUGCGGAUGGUGGAUAAAGAACCUCGACCAAAAUCCAAACAAGUUCAAGCUGUCCUGCAGUCCGAGGGUACAACAGUGUCAACCCGUACCAUCUGUCGGCGCUUGAAUGAAAAGGGACUCUAUGGUAGGAUACCCAGGAAGACCCCACUUCUGACCCAGAGACAUAAAAAAGCCAGGCUGGAGUUCGCCAAAACUUAACCUGAGAAGCCAAAAACGUUUUGGAAGAAUGUUCUCUGGUCAAAUGAGACAAAAGUAGAGGUUUUGGGAAAAGGCAUCAAUGUAGAGUUUACAGGAAAAAAAUGAGGCCUUCAAAGAAAAGAACACGGUCCCUACAGUCAAACAUGUCGGAGGUUCCCUGAUGUUUUGGGGUUGCUUUGCUACCUCUGGCACUGGACUGCUUGACCGAGUGCAUGGAAGUCUGAAGACUACCAACAAAUUUUGCAGCAUAAUGUAGGGCCCAGUGUGAGAAAGCUGGGUCUCCCUCAGAGGUCAUGGGUCUUCCAGCAGGACAAUGACCCAAAACACACUUCAAAAGCACAAAAAAAAGGGUUUGAGAGAAAGCACUGGAAACUUCUAAAGUGGCCAGCAAUGAGUCCAGACCUGAAUCCUGUGGAGAGAUCUGAAAAUGGCACCCUUCAAAUCUCAGAGACCUGGAGCAGUUGGCCAAAGAAGAAUGGUCUAAAAUUCCAGCAGAGCAUAGUAAGAAACUCAUUGAUGGAUACCGGAUGCGGUUGUUCGCAGUUAUUUUUUCUAAACGUUGUGCUACCAAGUACCAUAUUGGCCCGGAUAUAAGACGGCCCUGAUUAUAAGACAACCCCCUCUUUUUCAAGACUCAAGUUUGAAAAAAAGACUUUUUGAACACCAAAUAUACAGAAAGUAAUUACAGUACAUCUGAAACAAAUGAUUAUAACAAUAUAUUUGAGAGAAAAAGCAUGUUAUUUUGCCUCAUUCAAAUCUUAAUAUCUGAACAUUUAAAUAUGUAAACUAAAGUGCUAUCACUCGUUCGUAAAUGAAUGGCUACUGGUUUUUGAAAUGUAAAUAAACCAAUCUAUUGUGAUAAAACAAAUUUGCAAUAACUGCAUUAACCAUCAAAAUAACGUCUAACUGUAACUGUAGUCUUGAAACAAAUCUGAAUAAGGAAAAACAUUGCAAUAAUAUAAUGCAAACCGGUUAAACUUGAGGGUAGCUGAGAUCUGUCAUGACAGAACAUCGCUUCAAUGAUAUCUGGCGCCAUCUAGCAUCGUGAAUGGGUAUAACGUCUAGACCGCGAAUAUAAGAUGACCCCCACUUUUUCAAUCUUAUUUCAAUGCAAAAAACACCGUUUUAUAUUCGGGCCAAUACGGUAUUAGGCUGAGGGUGCCAAAACUUUUGUAGAGCCCAUUUUUGGAGUUUUGAGUAAAAUGAUAAUGAUGAUGAUGAUUAUUUUUUUCAUUGUGUUUUGUGUUUUUUCAUUGCAAGCAAAAUAAAUGAAACAUUACUACCAAAGCAUUUGAAAUUGCAAUCAUUUUCUGGGAGAAAUUGAGCAUUAUCUGACAUAAUUGCAGGGGUGCCAAUACUUUUGGCCAGCAGUGUACUACUGUUUGCUGGUUAUUUGCAUUUGAGAUUUAAUGAAAUGCCUAGUUUUUGUCCGAGUUAAAAAUCUACGGAGCCCCUAAAGGGACAUCGACAGAAAUAAAAUAAAAUAACAUUAAUGUAAGCAAUCUGGUAAACAUUAGCAUUUAAGCUAGUGGACUUUUGGUAUGCAAGUAAGCAAAUUGUUACAUUGGCGCAAUUGGCUAACUUGCAAAAGUCUGCUAGCUUAAAUGCUAAAUAAUGCUAAUGUUUACCAGUCUGGUAAACAUGAACAUUUAAGCUAGUGGUUUUUGUUUGCAAGUUAGCCAAUUGUUACAUUGUUGCAAUUGGCAAACUUGCAAAAGUCUGCUAGCUUAAAUGAUAAAUAAUGCUAAUGUUUACCAGUCUGGUAAACAUUAGCAUUUAAGCUCGUGGAAUUUUGGUAUGCAAGUUAGCCAAUUGUUACAUUGUUGCAAUUGGCUACCUUGCAAAAGUCUGCUAGCUUAAAUGCUAAAUAAUGCUAAUGUUUACCAGUCUGGUAAUCAUUAGCAUUUAAGAUAGUGGAAUUUUGGUAUGCAAGUUAGCCAAUUGUUACAUUCUUGCAAUUGGCUAACUUGCAAAUGUCUGCUAGCUUAAAUGCUAAAUAAUGCUAAUGUUUACCAGUCUGGUAAACAUUAGCAUUUAAGCAA